Messenger RNA from Triticum urartu, 897 nucleotides. RefSeq names its product protein MOTHER of FT and TFL1 homolog 1-like. Lineage: Eukaryota; Viridiplantae; Streptophyta; Magnoliopsida; Poales; Poaceae. The record is from RefSeq and is a predicted model, not a curated record.
CACACUUUCUCCUCCAUACAAACACUGCUCAUACAACACAGACAAGCAGGUGCUCUCGGGAGAUCCAGCUAGCUAGCUGGCUAGUUUUGCUGUUGCUGCUCGACCUCAUCGCCAUCCUCCGGCUAUGGCAGCCCAUGUGGAUCCCCUUGUGGUUGGGAGGGUGAUCGGUGACGUGGUGGACAUGUUCGUGCCCACCAUGCCGGUGACCGUGCGCUUCGGGACGAAGGACCUGACGAACGGCUGCGAGAUCAAGCCGUCCAUCGCCGACGCGGCGCCCUCGAUCCAGAUAGCCGGCCGGGCCGGCGAUCUCUUCACCCUGGUUAUGACUGAUCCGGACGCACCGAGCCCCAGCGAGCCAACCAUGAAGGAGUGGCUUCACUGGCUGGUGGUUAACAUACCUGGUGGAUCAGAUCCUUCUCAAGGGGAGGAGGUGGUGCCCUACAUGGGUCCGAAGCCGCCGUUGGGCAUCCACCGCUACGUGCUGGUGCUGUUCCAGCAGAAGGCGCGUGUGCUGGCGCCGGCUCCCGGCGGCGACACAGCAGCGUCGGCCAUGCGCGCGCGGUUCAGCACCCGUGCCUUCGCAGAGCGCCAUGACCUGGGGCUCCCCGUCGCCGCCAUGUACUUCAACGCGCAGAAGGAGCCGGCCAACCGCCGCCGCCGCUACUAGCUCGUCGCCGCCGGCCGAUCAAACCCGCUGCUGCCUGCUGGUGCUGCCUGCUGGUCCGUCUGUGUGUGCGUGCAUGCGCGCGGGCCCAAUAAAUUAACCAUAUCGAUCUUGUCGUUCUCAUGAACAAUCUGGGCUUGUAUUGUGUGGUACUCUUUGUUUGUUUUUUCUUGCGGGUGCGUGUGGUACUCUUUGGACCAUAUACAUAUUUACCGCUUUCUCUCUUCGUUGUA